This is a messenger RNA of Pedinophyceae sp. YPF-701, 1317 nucleotides long. The record is from the annotation of a GenBank genome assembly. NCBI's taxonomy places the organism in Eukaryota, Viridiplantae, Chlorophyta, Pedinophyceae.
AUGAUCACAACGCGGGGCCCCAACGCGAUCACGCGGCAGGAGGAGCUGCCGCCAAUGCCGUCCCUGCGCAACGUCAGCUACGCGUUGCCGUCCGAGGGCCGCGCCCGCAGCAACGUCACCUCCUACGCAGCCACCUUGGAGGAGGGCGGCGGCAGCGGGAAUGAUUUCAUACCGCAGCUGUCGCGUCUACAAACGAUGAAGAAGGAUGUGUCGCGGGCGCUGACGCGCCGGCAGCGGCACCGCUCGAUGCAGUCUGGCAACGAGUACGACAGCGUGGCCGCGUCGGACUGGGAGGAAGACGACGGCGACGACGGCUCCGACGUCGUCUCGCGGCACUCGCGCUCGCGCUCGCUCGCGCGGAGCCGCUACUCCUCGGGCCGCCGGCGCGCGUCCGAGUCCCGGCGCGCGGAGGGCGACGCGGCGCCGCGGCGCGACGACGACGAGGGCGAGAGCGCGCUGUGGUGGGAGGAGAACCGCCGCCCGCCGAACCCGCACGCCGAGCAGGUGCGCGAGGAGAUCGCCGUGAUGCUCGCGGGCGACGCAGAGUACCAGAAGAGGCUCGCGCCGAACCGGAGGGCGGACGAGCACGCCACGGAGCGGCUCGCGCGGCCGCACCGGCGGCAGGCGGCGAACCGCGACGCGGCGGUGUACGCGGAGCGCGGCGCGGAGGGGUGGGUGCGGUGGAAGACGAAACGGGCUCCGGGGGCGCCGCUGGGGCCGAUGGCGACGAAGGAGGUGCGCGACGCGAUGGUGCGGGCGCGGCCGAAGGUGCGCGUCGGGCUGCGGCCGGCGACGCUCGACGGGCUCGCGCACGCGCACGGCGGCACGUACGCGCAGUGCGGGCGGUCGGGGGCGCCGCUCGAGCCGGUGCGGGCGUCGUCGGGGACGCAGAAGAAGCAGCAGAGGGCCCCGGACGCCGCGGCCGAGCUCCUGCCGACGAUGUCGCCGCGGAGGAAGCCGCUGGCGCUGCCCACGACGCGGGCACACACGGAAGAGUUCGAGACCUGGCGGGCGCUGCGGGACCUGGAGCUGCAAGAGAAGCAGGCGGCGAAGCAGGAGUCCGAGCGGCAGCGGCGCGUGCUCGCGAAGGCGUACACGGCGCACGUGACGAGCAGGGCGUCGGACAAGCUCGCGGAGUACGCCGAGCGGCGGCGGGCGCAGUUGGAGCGCGGCAAGCAGCUGCGCCAGCAGCGGACGAGCCAUUUCAACCUCACGAACGGCGGCGUGGUGACGCGCGCGCAGGGACCCGGCGAGCGCGCUCCGGGGGCCACGGGCCGCGGCGCGACGACCAAGCUGAUGACCACGCGGCUGGGAUGA